This is a messenger RNA of Colletotrichum phormii, 836 nucleotides long. RefSeq lists its product as uncharacterized. The record is from RefSeq and is a predicted model, not a curated record. The transcript has a single exon. The coding region runs from base 135 to 590 and encodes 151 amino acids. NCBI's taxonomy places the organism in Eukaryota, Fungi, Ascomycota, Sordariomycetes, Glomerellales, Glomerellaceae.
CAGCGAAGACCCCCUACGGGACUCCUCUGGGAAGAGCAAGCGCCAAGGCUUCGUCAAAUCCAUCGUCGAUACCGUCCUCGGUGCCCUCGCAGAAGUUUUCAGAACAGUCGGCUGGGAGCGUAGUUAACCUUCUCAUGGCGUCAGCGGAAAAUAGACGAAUGUCACAUGUGGAGCAUGUGGUGUGUACAAUAUGUGGGAAGACUACUAUGACGCCGGAAUUGUCAGCCCUUAAAAAGAGCGAAAGAAUAGAUACCCGGAGAUUUUCUCCAACCAAAAGCCUACACCCCUGUUCCCAGCCGCCAUGCUACAGGCGAGGCCCUUUUGCACUUCUGGUCCGCCAGAAAGACUUCCCUGAAAAAUACGGACACUCUGUGGAGCCAUUCUCCAACACCUCACUACAAACAGGGCCAAUUGUGCUGUCUGUACCAGCCUGUCGGUCAUGGCCUACUACGCAUGUCGGCCAUCUCUGGAUUAUGGUGUUCUCGGACUACAGCCGCAGUGAGGCGACCAAUCAUGCCCACCGAGGAACCAAAAGUCCUCUGCAUGUCCCCUGCAAGCGAGGUUCUUGUUGGCGGGGACUUGAUCUGUAGGGGCGACUAAACGGCAAAAGUCCUCUCCAGAAGGAUCAAAAGUGAAUCAGGUGCCCACCCAGUUGGCAGCCCUUUGGCAGCGCCAUCCGCGGUCGAUCAUCGAACUUUCUGCUCGCAUUCUGGCAUGGUCCUUUUGAUCCGCCGCCUGCCAUCGCUCCCGAUUUGAUGGACGAUAUGGUGCUGAGCGGCCGUGCCUUGCAGUAGCCCACGGUACCUAAGGUAGUUUACCUUAUCUACGAGGUUCUU